Symbiodinium necroappetens is the source of this 712-nucleotide messenger RNA. NCBI's taxonomy places the organism in Eukaryota, Dinophyceae, Suessiales, Symbiodiniaceae. The record is from the annotation of a GenBank genome assembly.
AUGCCGGACGGCCGAAUCCUCGACCUCCCAGAUGUCACCUUCACAGCGAGAUAUUGGAAGGAUGGCAAAGUAUUGAUGCUGGCUCCAUCAUUCCUAGGCUGGGUUGGCAUCCACACGGGCAUGCGCAUGGACGGCUGGACCUUUGAGCAGAACAUGCGUCAUCCCCUAGACCGGGCGAAAAGCCUUCAAGCUUUCAAGGCUGGGAAGGGAGAUCUCUAUGGUUGGAGGGUGAGACAGAUCAUGGAAACCAGCCCGACAUAUCAGGGCGCCCUGACGAGCCUCACGAACACAAGGGUGAUGGCACCCAUGUACUUCAUCCUCUCCGGCAAAGGCAAGUAUGAGGGCGCAGUCAUUACUAAGGAUCUCGGUGACGACCACUUGGCAGGCACUCCAGAGGUCCGGCAGUUGAAUGAAUCGGAUGGCACGUGGUAUCUUCUGCAGACCAACGACGACGUAAAUAAGUGGCCGGAGGAUUCGCGACGACCCGCCUCGAAGCUGAUGCUUGCCUCCGUGAACCAGACCCAGGUGGACCAAGCCCUUGUUUGGAAGCUCAUCCGUAGCCAGACGCUGGUGGUCCCAGAAACGGUCUUUACCUGGGUGGCCGACUCAUCGACUGGCUACAGCGAGGUGAUCACGAGUGGCCCCAAGCGAGUGGCGGGACAGAAGAUCGGCCACACCAAAUGGGCCCGGAAAGCGCUGCUGGCAUCCGAGA